This is a messenger RNA of Labeo rohita (rohu), 2568 nucleotides long. It is a transcript of the gene gpr137ba, whose product is annotated as G protein-coupled receptor 137Ba. Lineage: Eukaryota; Metazoa; Chordata; Actinopteri; Cypriniformes; Cyprinidae. Gene Ontology annotation, cellular component: lysosomal membrane. The transcript has 7 exons. The record is from RefSeq and is a predicted model, not a curated record. Gene Ontology annotation, biological process: negative regulation of osteoclast differentiation; positive regulation of TORC1 signaling; negative regulation of bone resorption. Bases 284 to 1414 code for a protein of 376 amino acids.
CGGCUUUCACUGGCCGCUGCACAAUGCUCUUCCUGCCAGCUGAAUGCGGCUCAUGCAGCGCUGUGCACAGACUCGCGCCGCGGGAGGAAGUGCUGCUGGCUUUCUUUUCCUCUUUCUCCCUCGUUUCCUUCCCCUAAACCCCCGGCUGCCCUCAGACGCUCGUUUUCUGCAGCAGAAUCAGUGCUGUAGUGAUUUUGACACGUGAAGGAGGAGCCGCAGAAGCCGGUGGAGGAGGAAAGACCCCUUCUAGACUUCCUUCUCCAGGCAGGAGGAAAGGAGAGCCAUGGAGAGCGACUCGCUCCCGCCUCUGCCGACCUUCAGCCCGGCAGUGCCGCCCUACGUCAAGCUGGGACUGACGGUGGCCUACACCAUCUUCUACUCGCUGCUCUUUGCAUUCGUGUACGUGCAGCUCUGGCUGGUGCUGCGAUACCGACACAAGCGCUUCAGCUACCAGACGGUGUUUCUGUUCUUGUGCCUGCUGUGGGCGGCUUUGCGCGCACUGCUCUUCUCCUUUUAUUUCAGAAACUGCGUGACGGCAAACACGCUCGGACCCUUCGCUUUCUGGCUGCUCUACUGUUUUCCAGUUUGCCUGCAGUUCUUCACUCUCAGCCUCAUGAAUCUUUAUUUUGCACAGGUCAUUUUUAAGGCGAAGUCUAAAUAUUCACCAGAACUUCAGAAGUACAGGCUGCCGCUGUACCUGCUCUUCCUGUUCAUCAGCAUCAUCUUCCUGCUGGUGAACGUGACCUGCGCUUUGCUGGUGAAGAUGACGAAGGCCGACAGAGAGACCGUAGUGCUGGUGCGUGUGGCCAUCAACGACACUCUGUUCGUCCUCUGCGCCGUCUCGCUCUCAAUGUGUCUCUACAAGAUCGCCAAGAUGUCUCUGGCCAACAUCUACCUGGAAUCCAAGGGAACAUCCGUGUGUCAGGUGACUAUAAUCGGAGCGACGGUGAUCCUGCUGUACUCGUCCCGUGCGUGUUACAACCUAGUGGUGCUGGCACUGGCAAAAAUCAAGAGCAUCAACUCGUUCGACUACGAUUGGUACAAUGUAUCAGACCAAGCAGAUCUGAAGUCGACAUUGGGUGAUGCUGGAUAUGUGGUUUUUGGGGUGAUCCUGUUUGUCUGGGAGCUGCUGCCCACUUCACUGGUGGUCUUCUUUUUCAGAGUCCGUAAGCCGACUCAGGAUCGGAGUGUGUCAGUGAUCCCCGGACACAUGUUCUCAUCUAGAGCUUAUUUUUUUGACAACCCGCGGCGUUACGACAGCGACGAUGAUCUCGCGUGGAGUAUCAUCCCACAAAACAUUCAAGCCAGUCUUACGCCGGACAGCUAUGAUUGGGGUUGUCGAAACAACAGUUUCACCGCAUGCGUUGAAGGUGAAGAGUCUAAUCUAGCACCGGAGGAGCUGAAUCCCUACUAGCACAUUCCCAAUGAGGAGUCGUAUUAUUUUGCACAUUCCCCAUCACUGAUGGGUAAUAUUACAUACCACAGAUGUCUUUACCUGUAUUUAUUAGGGUAUUUUAAUAUAAUACAGCAGUACAUCUCUGGAAGCAAAACUACCAAUCAUUUUCUUCAAAAAGAAAUCGAUUUCUAUCAAUUAUAGUUUUCUAGAAAGUUCAGGUCACUAGUAUGAUGCAUUGCAAAUUAAUUAAUCGAGUCCGCCUCCCUACAUUCUACAUAGGAAUACUUGUAUAUUUAAAUACUUUUGGUUUAAAUAUUUGUAUUUGAUUUAAAUAUGUAUUUUUGUAUUGAAAUAUUUGAUUUAAAUAUGAACCUAAAAUUUCAGUAAUCAAAUUCAAUCGUUUUAUAUUGUACAGUUGCCUUUGAUUCAAUUAUUUGCAAUGGCUCAUGGGAAGACUAGUGCAUUGCCUAAAUAAUUUCUUCUACAAAUACAAACUGAAAUCCCUGUGGAGAAAAUGAAUGGAAAAAAUGUUUCCAUAAUCAGUGCUGCUGAAAAUGUGGCUGUUCAUCGUCACGUUCAAAUUUGAAAACUUUUUUGUGCCAGUAGUUCUCAUUUCAGAUGUACAAAACGUCUCUGAGUGAUUCUGUACAAGCUAUUUUUCUGAGUUUGCACUGUCAAUUAUAUACAGAAGAAUAUAUGAGAAUUAAUAUAUUAAGUAUACUAGAUAAGUAUGCUAACAUUCCACUGUGUGAAACCUAGUUUUUGUUGCUAUUUUUGUAUUGCUGCUCCAUAAACAAAAUCAUUAUCUUCAUUUCAGUUCUGUUCAGAUUCAGGACACAAACCUGUUAAACAAAACCAGAUGAAGGAAAUAAUUCAUUUCAUAUUUACUUGGCCUGAACUGUGAAAACAUGACACUCUCCCAUGACAAAAUUUUAUUUUUGGAGUUUUUCUAUAGACAACUGCAAUAUAAUGCAUUAACAUAUCGAUCACUAUAGACAAAACAAAAAAUGUAUAUAUUUUGAAAUGUUGAGAAGUGAAUGAAGGGGUUUGGUUUGUUGUCCGUUGUUUUUAUAAAUGCAUUUUUAGUGUUUGAUUGUACAGUUUGUAGCUUUUGCACUUUGUAAGACUUUGUCUGACUUUGUUUUCUACAUUAAUAAAAGAAAAAUUCUCUA